Messenger RNA from Aspergillus luchuensis, 942 nucleotides. Its product is annotated as MAPK protein hog1. The coding region runs from base 1 to 942 and encodes 313 amino acids. Gene Ontology annotation, biological process: stress-activated MAPK cascade; protein phosphorylation; cellular response to oxidative stress. Gene Ontology annotation, molecular function: protein serine/threonine kinase activity; ATP binding. The record is from RefSeq and is a predicted model, not a curated record. The transcript is spliced from 5 exons. Gene Ontology annotation, cellular component: cytoplasm; nucleus. NCBI's taxonomy places the organism in Eukaryota, Fungi, Ascomycota, Eurotiomycetes, Eurotiales, Aspergillaceae.
AUGAGAUCUAAACCCCUGGAACCCCAGUUUGUCCAAUACUUUACCUACCAGAUCUUGCGUGGUCUGAAGUACAUCCACUCCGCUGGCGUUAUCCAUCGAGACCUCAAGCCUAGCAAUAUUCUGGUGAACGAGAAUUGCGACCUGAAAAUAUGCGAUUUUGGGCUCGCACGAGUGAAGGAACAUCAGAUGACCGGCUAUGUGUCUACACGCUAUUAUCGAGCACCGGAAAUCAUGCUGACAUGGCAGAGAUACGGCGUGGAGGUAGACCUCUGGAGUACUGGGUGCAUUCUCGCCGAGAUGCUCUCUGGAAAGCCCUUGUUUCCCGGGAAGGACCAUAUCAAUCAAUUCUACUUGAUUAUCGACCUCUUGGGCAACCCUCCUGAUGAGGUCAUCGAUCGAAUUUGCAGCAAGAACACGGUACAGAUAGUCAAGUCACUUGGGGAUAGACAGCCACGCUGUCUAAGGACAAUGUUCUCGAGCGUCGAUGAAGCUGCCGUGGACCUCCUCGACAAGUUCUUGGUCUUCGACCCACACGCCAGGAUAUCGGCCAGCAAUGCUCUAGAGCACCGCUAUUUGCAGAUAUAUCAUGAUCCUACUGAUGAGCCCAGCGUCGAAAGACCAUUCGAUUGGUCGUUCGACGGCGCUCGACUCUCCAAGGAGACCCUCAAGCUUAUGAUAUAUGCAGAAGUGCUGGAUUAUCACCAAUCCGACGAAUUAGCCCACCCAGUUACCCUUGCUGAAGAGCCGAUGUCCGGAGCUGAUCUACUCCCGAAUUUCAGCACAUUUCCCGUGCCAGGACGGGAGACUGAUACAAACCCGGACUCCACGUUUAGCCUCUUGGAGCCUUGGUCCACGUGGGACAUUGGAGGCCUUGACCUAUCAUUACCAGAAUCAGAUUACGUGGAUCCAGCUGGUCCUAGUUUACCGACAACAAUUGGGUGA